AUGCAAAUACAUCAGAAGAGAUUCCUUGCCCGGGGCUCGGAGCAGAGCAGGCUCGGACAGGAGAGCGGCGCGAUGAGGCUGUUUGUGUUGCUGGCUGUGCUUUACAGUGGAGCAAGCAGCAGCAUCGUGCUGCAGAAAAUGUAUGGGAGGUUCACGUCUCCCAACUUCCCAAAUGUUUACCCCAAUCACAAGGAGAGAAUCUGGAAUAUUACUGUCCCCAGGGGUUUUUCUGUCCGCAUCUACUUCACCCAUUUCAACCUGGAGCUGUCGUACCUGUGUGAAUAUGAUUAUGUGAAGCUGAGCUCUGGUGGGACAACCUUGGCUACGCUGUGUGGAAAGGAUAGUACAGACACCGAGGAGGCUCCAGGCAACAAGACAUAUGUCUCCGUUGACAACAACCUCAUGGUGGUGUUUCGGUCUGAUUACUCCAAUGAGAAACCGUUCACAGGCUUUGAGGCCUUUUAUGCUGCUGAAGAUAUCGAUGAGUGCAAACAGCUGUUCGCUGGUGAGCCCCUCUGCAAUCAUCACUGUCACAACUACGUGGGGGGCUACUAUUGCAGCUGUCGAGUUGGCUACACACUGCAUGGAAACAAGAGGACGUGCACAGUUCACAACCAGGGAGGGUUUAUGUGUCGUCAGGCAGCGAAGUGUCUGUCUGAGUCGGCACCGUGA
Messenger RNA from Apaloderma vittatum (bar-tailed trogon), 672 nucleotides. RefSeq names its product mannan-binding lectin serine peptidase 2 (gene MASP2). Bases 1 to 672 code for a protein of 223 amino acids. The transcript is spliced from 5 exons. NCBI's taxonomy places the organism in Eukaryota, Metazoa, Chordata, Aves, Trogoniformes, Trogonidae. Gene Ontology annotation, molecular function: serine-type endopeptidase activity; calcium ion binding. The record is from RefSeq and is a predicted model, not a curated record.